AGGAACGGCCACCUCCCCGGUCCACGGUCCAUCUCCACACAAACCCAAACAAGAUAAGCCGCAAACCACAUCAGCCGCCAUCGCCAAACCGCCUCCACCAUGAUGUCCCCGGCGGCCUCCUCAACGGCCACGGCCGCCGCCUUCCUCUCCGCGGCGCCCGCCUCCUCCUCCCCUUCCGCCGGACGCCGGCGCAGCCGCCUCUUCCGCCUCCCUGCCAUCUCCGCAUCCGUCUUGUCUUCCUCCGAGGAGCCGCUGCUGGUGCGUGCGGCGAGGGGCGAGGACGGUCUCCCGCGGCCGCCAGCGUGGAUGAUGAGGCAGGCGGGUCGGUACAUGGCGGAGUACCAGGCGCUGGCGAAGCGCCACCCUUCGUUCCGGGAGCGGUCCGAGAACACGGACCUCAUCGUCGAGAUCACACUGCAGCCCUGGCGCGCCUUCGCGCCCGACGGCGUCAUCCUGUUCUCGGACAUACUCACGCCGCUGCCGGCCAUCGGGGUGCCGUUCGAUAUCUCGGACUCCAAGGGCCCGGUGAUCCAGUCGCCCGUGCGGUCCGAGGAGCAGGUGAGGGAGCUCGCCCCCAUCGACCUCGAUAUGCUCCAGUUCGUCGGGGAGUCACUCAAGAUUCUGCGGAAUGAGAUUGAUGGAAAAGCUGCUUUGCUAGGAUUUGUGGGGGCCCCAUGGACAAUUGCAACUUAUGUUGUUGAAGGGGGGAUGACCAACACAUACACAAAUAUAAAGAGUAUGUGUCAUACAGCUCCAAAUGUCUUAAGGGGCCUUCUCUCUCACCUUGCACAAGCGAUAUCUGACUAUAUCAUUUUCCAAGUAAACUCUGGGGCUCAAUGUAUACAAAUAUUUGAUUCAUGGGGUGGGCAACUUCCACCUCAUGUGUGGGAACAUUGGUCAAAACCAUACAUCAAACAGAUUGUGAGUAGGAUUAAGAAAGAGUGCCCUCAUGUCCCACUUGUGUUGUAUAUAAAUGGAAAUGGAGGUUUACUUGAGCGCAUGAAGGACACAGGAGUUGAUGUUAUUGGGCUUGAUUGGACAGUGGACAUGGCUGAUGGAAGGAGGCGCCUUGGUAAUGGAAUUAGUGUACAAGGGAAUGUGGACCCAGCAUAUCUGUUUUCACCACUACCAGUACUGACUGAUGAAAUUCAUAGGGUUGUGAAAUCAGCUGGCCCAAAAGGUCAUAUACUUAACUUGGGCCAUGGUGUACUUCAAAAAACACCCGAAGAAGCUGUAGCACAUUUCUUUGAUGUCACAAGGAGCUUGAGAUAUGACACCAUUUUCCAAGGUUCUGUUGCUGAAGAAUUGCAGCCUGUUGCUUGACAAUGGCAAUGUCAUUCUCAUCUUUCAUCAAGUGGUCCAUUUGAUCUGUGGUGUAUCAUCCUAGAUUCCUAGUGUUGUCUGCAAGCUCAGUACCCUCUACCCUUCAAGAGCUACUCCGUUUCGCCGGAGCCUGGAUAUGUCUUGUAGAAAUAUCAACAGCAAAUUAAUGCAAUGUUAUUCAUUGUUUGUCAGUUUCAUUAUUCUUCUUCCCAAUAAGGAAUGCAUGCAAUUGCCCAUUUUCUUCUUUUAGAGUCUCUAGCGUGAUACUCCAGUUAGAAUGAAUCUCUUUCGGGAGGCGAAGCCUGGAUAUGUCUUGUAGAGAUAUCAACAGCAAAUUAAUGCAAUUUUAUUCAUUGUUUGUCAGUUUCA
Molecule: messenger RNA, 1692 nt
Organism: Phragmites australis (common reed)
Lineage: Eukaryota; Viridiplantae; Streptophyta; Magnoliopsida; Poales; Poaceae
Product: uroporphyrinogen decarboxylase 1, chloroplastic
Exons: 5
Coding region: 100-1323 (407 amino acids)
Biological process (GO): porphyrin-containing compound biosynthetic process
Molecular function (GO): uroporphyrinogen decarboxylase activity
Source: RefSeq, a predicted model, not a curated record